This is a messenger RNA of Verruconis gallopava, 1215 nucleotides long. RefSeq lists its product as uncharacterized. NCBI's taxonomy places the organism in Eukaryota, Fungi, Ascomycota, Dothideomycetes, Venturiales, Sympoventuriaceae. The transcript has 4 exons. Gene Ontology annotation, cellular component: GET complex. Gene Ontology annotation, biological process: tail-anchored membrane protein insertion into ER membrane. The record is from RefSeq and is a predicted model, not a curated record. The coding region runs from base 116 to 739 and encodes 207 amino acids.
UUUCGAUUGUGCCCAACGUACAUGCGCUCACACCACAUGCUCCUAAACACGAUGGUAGCUAGAUAACAACAUAUCAUUUAAGCUUAAUUAAUUUCCGAGCUUGACACCAGUCAAGAUGCCUUCCCUGCUUCUCGUCGUCUUUGUGCUGCAACUCAUCGUCCACAUUGUCAACUCCGUUGGUGCUGCAGCCGUCAACGAGCUGUUAUGGACUCUGUAUAACAAGCUGCCCAUAUCGUCGACGUCCUCGACCGUUGCAAAAGCAACAGCCCUUCGCCGCGAGGUGAUACGCCUAAAGCGGGAGCUCAACGCCACAUCUGCACAAGACGACUUUGCGAAGUGGGCGAAGCUGAGAAGGCAGUUUGACAAGGCCACGGCCGACCAUGACAAACUCGCUCAAUCCCUUCAAUCGACCAGAUCGGCCUUCGAUUCGCGGGUGGGCACCGCACGCUGGCUGCUCACGAGCGUGCUCCGUCUGUUCCUACAGUACUGGUAUGCGCGCACGGCCAUGUUCUGGAUACCCAAGGGAUGGGUGCCGUACUAUGCCGAAUGGAUAUUGAGCUGGCCGCGAGCGCCGAUCGGUUCGGUGAGCAUACAGAUGUGGUUCAUCGCUUGCGGAAGCGUCAUCUCGAUCGUGGGAGAAGCCGUCGGCGCCGCUUUCGCACUGUUGAUGGAGGCUUUGCAGAAGAACAGGCUGCAGAGGGCAAAGGCGAAGGUUGCUGCGGAGAAGAAGACCACAUGAGACGAUGCGGGCACGGUUCGCGAUCGCUUCUUUUAUCUUCCAUUCCUACAGACUUUCUCCGGCUGACGUGCUCGUCUCAUGAGUUCCGGUAUUCGCGGCCGGAAGCUUGGACUUCUCUCCCAUUCUCCCCCGCGUGAAGUGAAUUGAAAUGAAAGAAAAAAUGGGGGUUUACGGGAAGAGACGCGUUCCGGUUCGAACGUGCUACGUAGCCUAUAUAUUGAACAAUCGGCGCAAGUGUUUCCCACGUGCGGACCGGAUGGUGUACACCUCAGCUGGCAACUCGACAACGCUAGCCGACUGCUAAGCAUAAGCGUCCAGACUCUGAGCCGUCGCCAUGUCGAUACGAGAUAACGGGCCGCCUCUCGCGCAAGGCUACAAAACGCAUGUUCGAACCGAACCGAGUACAGAGACCGCCCGUAUCAACGGUUGGGGGGGGACCAACUUUUUUGCCUUCUUCCGGGGAAGGUCAUUGUCCU